This is a messenger RNA of Seminavis robusta, 561 nucleotides long. The record is from the annotation of a GenBank genome assembly. NCBI's taxonomy places the organism in Eukaryota, Bacillariophyta, Bacillariophyceae, Naviculales, Naviculaceae.
AUGGGCGUCUUUGAAGGAGGUCAAAUGGAGCUGAAAAAGGCUGUGGAUGAUUUGCGAGACGCCUUUGGUCCCAAUGACUACUCGUUAAUCAAAAAGAAUUGCAAUCAUUUCGCCAGCGCCUUGGUAUAUCGGCUGUUGGGCAAAAAUGCGGUGCCGGGUUACGUCAAUCGCAUUGCCGAUGUCGGUGCUUGUUGUGCUUGUUUGCUGCCGCGACAAAUGCUCGAGAAUGCUCCUGUGGGCGAUCCUAACGCAGCCAACAAUAAUGGUGGAUUUGGAGGCAACUCGGGAAUCAUUGCUCGAGGACCGUCAGCCCCACAGUCCAAUUCCAUGAGAGCCUUUUCCGGAGCCGGGGCGAAAUUGGGCGGUGGUCCCACGGCAAACACUGCCGAAUCGGGAGGACUCAUGGGAUCUCUACUUAGCAGUAAUGGUGCUACCAGCAGCAACAACAGUAAAGCGACAGAUGACUUGACGGAUCGACGAGAAAAAGCAAGGAAGGCAGCAUUGGCCAGAUUGGAAAAACAACAACAGCAAUCCAUCAGCAAUGAAUCCAAAGACAAAUAA